AUGUCAUAUGAUCUAACUGACCCGAGAGAAAUUACGGCGUUCGACCCGUACGAGGAAUUAUCUGAUGAUGAAUCUGAAAUCGAAAGAGUGAAACGAAGAAUUGUUGAAAUUGACACUGAGAAACGAGAUUUAACUAACCGGCUGUUGGAACUAGAGAAGAAGAGAAACCUCAAAGACCCUAAUUUCGAUUCUAUCGACGUUCCAGAGUCUCCUAAGAAAUCAGAUAAUGCUACAAAAGGAAUAGAGGAUAUCAAACAUAUUGCGCCAGUAGCAGAUAUAGAGGAAGCUACAUUUAAUGUUAAUGAGGAUUAUGUAAGGGAAAAGGUCAAAAAGUUGGGUACCACUUCUUACUUUACUGAAAAACUUCGCUCCAUCAAUACAAAUGAACAUGAAGCGAUUAAAAGGAAGAAAGAAUUAUUGGCACAUCGAGUUUACACAUUCAAUGGCGACAUGUUCGAUGAAUAUGAACCAAUUACUGUUGAUGAAAAAGAUGAUUUGAGUGGUCUGGUUAUAGACAGAAGGUAUGUACCGUUGGCCGUACUUAGGAAACAUACUAAAAACAUAAAAGUGCUUCGACUUCCAAAGCUCUUCAGUAAGGUGAGAGCCCCUAAGUUCUCUGAACCUGAUUAUCCCAAUUGGUUGGUAUUGGGUAUCAUCUCAAAGAAAACUGAACCAAGAAUGACAAAUUCUGUGAAACCGGUGAAAUUCUUCAGCCUAACCAUAAGUGAUUUCCAAUUUGAACUGAAUGUUAUUUUCUUUGGGAAAAGUAUAGUUGAAAAGUAUUACAAACUAAGAUUAGGUGAUUUGAUUGCUAUACUUAACCCUGAAAUAAUGCCUUCCAAGAAACUGGAAGCGGGAGCAAGCCCUAGUUACGCUACAUUUUCGUUAAAAGUUAGUAAAGACACCAAUAAUAUACUGGAACUAGGUCACAGUAAGGAAUUCGGAUUGUGCCAAUUUUACAUGAAGAACAAAGGCAAGCUAUGUGGUGCGCCAAUAAACAAAUUGCAUGAUAACUACUGUGCAUAUCAUAAAGAGGCAAAAAUGAGGCAAAACAGUUCUAGAAGAGUUGAAAUUAGUAGCUCUGUGGCAAUGAGAGCGCCAGUUGUCAAAGGAUAUCAACAGACUAUUGUAAAAUCACAACACAAUAAUGGUAAAACAUCCAUAAGAUAUCAACAAAAUCCUGAUAAACCGUUUGUACGAGAACCGGCAGCUGCAGAGACCAACAGAUUCCUCUUCAGUUCUGCAAAUGCCUCUACCGCGUUUUUCGAUGACGACUACGAAAAUCCUGACAUACUGGCCAACCUUGAUAACAAAAGACGCAAAAUUCAAGAACUCAGAAACAAUCGAAACUUGGAGAAAAAGUUAAAGGGUCUAUCCGACAAAUUGUUGUCAAAGAAGGAAGACCGAGUCAAUCAAGAAGCAAAAAAGACUGCGACGUUGAGCAUGUUCCAACAUGGUUUAGCGAACCAAAUUGGUUAUGACCCAACAAAAGGGAAAGCGUCUUUAGAGAUGCUUGAAUAUUCUACAGAGAAUAAGGCGCCAAAGAAUGAUAAACAGCUGGCGAUAACGGAUAUUUGCAAUAUAAAGAAAGAUAAUGUUAGCCUGAAACCUUCGAAGAAACAAUUGAAAGAGAAAAUUGAAAAGAGAAACGCUAUCUUCAAUGAAAUAAUGAAAGGCAGCCAAGAGCGGCUCGAUAAAGAUGAAGGCUCAAGUGAUGAUUUGGAAAUUAUAUAG
This is a messenger RNA of Kluyveromyces lactis, 1734 nucleotides long. RefSeq names its product Mcm10p (gene MCM10). Bases 1 to 1734 code for a protein of 577 amino acids. Lineage: Eukaryota; Fungi; Ascomycota; Saccharomycetes; Saccharomycetales; Saccharomycetaceae. Gene Ontology annotation, cellular component: nucleus; replication fork protection complex. The record is from RefSeq and is a predicted model, not a curated record. Gene Ontology annotation, biological process: DNA replication initiation; DNA replication. The transcript has 2 exons. Gene Ontology annotation, molecular function: DNA replication origin binding; single-stranded DNA binding.